CUCUGCCCUGGCCCUGGCCCCCACCUGUCUACCCUUUCCUCCGCUUUCCCUGGCUCUGCCAGACUCCCUAUCUCCCUGGGCGCCAGCCUCCCAGCCACCCUGGAGGCGGGGCUUGGCUGUACCCUCGUGUGGUGGAGUUAAAUGCUCCUGCCGGCACCAGCAGCUCAGGCAGAGAAGCGGCACCAUGGCUGGCAAGAAAGUCUGCAUUGUAGGCUCUGGCAACUGGGGCUCAGCCAUUGCCAAGAUUGUGGGUGGCAAUGCAGCCCAGCUGUCCCAUUUUGACCCACGGGUGACCAUGUGGGUGUUUGAAGAAGAAGUUGGGGGCAGAAAGCUGACAGAGAUCAUCAACACGCAGCAUGAGAAUGUCAAAUACCUGCCAGGGCAUAAGUUGCCCCCAAAUGUGGUAGCUGUCCCAGAUGUGGUCCAGGCUGCCUCGGAGGCUGACAUCCUGAUCUUUGUGGUGCCCCAUCAGUUCAUCGGCAAGAUCUGUGACCAGCUGAAGGGCCACCUGAAGGCAAAUGCCAUCGGCAUAUCUCUUAUUAAGGGGGUAGACGAGGGCCCCAAUGGGCUGAAGCUCAUCUCUGAAGUGAUUGGGGAGCGCCUUGGUAUCCCCAUGAGUGUGCUGAUGGGGGCCAACAUUGCCAGCGAGGUGGCUGAUGAGAAGUUCUGUGAGACCACUAUUGGCUGCAAAGACCUGGCCCAGGGACAGCUCCUAAAAGACCUGAUGCAGACCUCCAAUUUCCGGAUCACAGUGGUGCAAGAGGUGGACACAGUAGAGAUCUGUGGGGCCUUAAAGAACAUAGUGGCUGUGGGAGCUGGCUUCUGUGAUGGGCUGGGCUUUGGCGACAACACCAAGGCAGCAGUGAUACGGCUGGGGCUCAUGGAGAUGAUCGCCUUUGCCAAGCUCUUCUGCCAUGGCCCUGUGUCCUCUGCCACCUUCCUGGAGAGCUGCGGUGUCGCCGACCUCAUCACUACCUGCUACGGAGGGAGGAACCGAAAGGUGGCCGAGGCCUUCGCCCGCACUGGAAAGUCUAUUGAGCAACUGGAGAAAGAGAUGCUGAAUGGGCAGAAGCUGCAGGGGCCCCAGACAGCCCGGGAGCUACACAGCAUCCUCCAGCACAAGGGCCUGGUAGACAAGUUCCCACUGUUUAUGGCCGUGUACAAGGUGUGCUACGAGGGCCAGCCAGUGGGUGAAUUCAUCCGCUGCCUGCAGAAUCAUCCAGAACACAUGUGAGUGGAGCCAGGGCCCAGGACAGGCAGCUCUUUUUACCCCAUCAGACACAAGGUGAAACUUGCAGCUGGUUGGCCUCCAGGAUCUCCAGGACUCCUCAGCAAUCAGUUGUCUCAGCUUUUCGUUGGAGACCAGAGGCUGUGGCUCAGCUACACACUUGGAGUUUCAAACUGAGAGGGCUGCAGCCUGUUGCUGUAAAUGGAGCUGCCCUGUCUUUCUCCAGAUGUAGUUUUCUCCCUGGCCUAGGGAGGGGCAGAAUCAAGGCCCAGUGCUGCCUGCUCUGGGGCGGGGGAUGGGGGGGGGAGUAGUGGAAGGGACACCAAGGCAAGGGCUGCCAGUCUCUGCCUUGCACAGACCAGAAACUUGUCCCCAACCCUGAUGAAGUGGUUAAAGAAGUAUCUUAGCCAUAGAAAGGAUAAGGCCAGGGCCACCAGGGAGGGAUCUGAGUAUUUCAGCUGACAGCCCCAAGCCCACACAGCAUCAAUGGAUCUCAGCUUUUGGUAACAAAAUACAAAGAUCUUAAGCAACCCCCUCCCUGCUUCUCCUAGCAACAUUUGCAUCAUCAAAAACCUCUGGUUGUCCCUUUUCCUCCUCCCUCAGGCUGCCCUGGCACAAGAGUAGCUUCCUGCUGGCACCUCUGCCCCUGGGGCUUGCUAUUCUCCCCAGGGACUUUCUGGAUCCUAGACCUUUGCCAGCUCCUCCCCACCCGAAGUGACCUUUCCAAAUCUUCCCUUGCCCUGCCUGCCAGCACCCUCUUUGGGGAACAGAAACUUAAUCUGCUGACAGCUACACCUUUUCAUAGCAAGUUCAGCUUGCUGGGUUCAGAUGACCUUUGUGCUUGCCCAGCCCCCCUAUUCAGAGCUCUGACUGGAAGAUGUGUAGAGAGCUGGGCUCUUCCUGCUGUUGUCUGCCCAGAGGCCACCCUGGCCCUACUGCCUCCUCCCUAACCCUGCACCUCUUUCUCAUCUGCCUCUAAGCAACCAGGACAGCUAACCAGCACCUGGCAUCUGGAGGGCUAGGGCUAGAGAGUGCUUGGGAUAGUGGGUGGGCACUGAUAUUCCAAUGCCAGCUCCCUCUCCUUGAAUGAGGGUCUCCUUAUGAGGUACUGAGCAUUAGGACAGCAGGAGCUGGGGAGCUUGAAGAGGAGGAAGAAAAGAACCACCCUGAUCACUGGGGUGAGGGGCAAACAGGAGCCGGGAGAGGAGUGUGCUUUACACUGGCUUUGCUCCAAGACUAGGUGGCAGCAGGGGAAUGUCCCAGGUCAGCAGCCUAGGCCCCUAGCUAUAAAUAGGCCCUGAGAGCAGAGGCUCCUGUGUCCAGCAGGGGUCUGCGCUUCCCUUUCCUGUUUGGCAGGACCUGACACACUGGUGCCCGGAGGCUUUGUGUUAACCCUCUCUCACACCCCAGCAAAUCAGGGUGUCCCUUUUGGCUGCCAUUCAGAAUUUGGUCUGACCAUGAAGGACAGAGCUACCCUGAACAGGCUGCAAGAUGAGGGGCACAGCCGCCUCAGGCCUGCCUGGGUUGGGUCCAGACACUGAGAAUCUACAGCUGCCCUUCCCGGAGGUUAAGGUGGGCCAGAAGCCUUCCAACACCUUUGCCUACUUCUGUUCAAUGCACAAUGAACUGUGAAUCCCAGGUCUUUCGUUGGUCACCUGUCCACCCAAUAAAAGCGUGGCUGUUCCAGUAA
Messenger RNA from Octodon degus (degu), 2918 nucleotides. RefSeq names its product glycerol-3-phosphate dehydrogenase 1 (gene Gpd1). Gene Ontology annotation, cellular component: glycerol-3-phosphate dehydrogenase (FAD) complex; cytosol. The coding region runs from base 185 to 1234 and encodes 349 amino acids. Gene Ontology annotation, biological process: glycerol-3-phosphate catabolic process; carbohydrate metabolic process. The transcript is spliced from 8 exons. NCBI's taxonomy places the organism in Eukaryota, Metazoa, Chordata, Mammalia, Rodentia, Octodontidae. The record is from RefSeq and is a predicted model, not a curated record. Gene Ontology annotation, molecular function: NAD binding; glycerol-3-phosphate dehydrogenase [NAD(P)+] activity; protein homodimerization activity.